Messenger RNA from Kogia breviceps (pygmy sperm whale), 2339 nucleotides. RefSeq names its product ras related dexamethasone induced 1 (gene RASD1). Lineage: Eukaryota; Metazoa; Chordata; Mammalia; Artiodactyla; Physeteridae. Gene Ontology annotation, molecular function: GTP binding; GTPase activity; G-protein beta-subunit binding. Gene Ontology annotation, biological process: signal transduction. The record is from RefSeq and is a predicted model, not a curated record. Gene Ontology annotation, cellular component: cytoplasm.
GCCCACAGCUCCGACCUGCGUGGAUGGCUGGCAACAGCUAACGGCCCUGGCUUUCUCCCAAAUCGGAGAGCCUCGCCUGUCACCGCGGGGAGAUCGCGAUGGCUUUUCCAUGAGCUCCAGGCUGGAGCCGGCCAGCUCUGGCAGCCUCUUCCCCAGCCUUUCAGCAGCAGCCCACUCCUGUUUACUGAUCUACCUGCUGCCCCCCCGGUUUCUCCUGUGGCCUCGUGGGUCAUUUAUUAUUGUUGUUAUUACCAGGUCCUGCCCCUACACUGGUCGCAAGUUCUCAGCCAGUCAGAGCCAGACCACCAUCUUCCAGAAGAGGAACCUGAGGUCCAGAGAAGGCCAGAGACUGCUGUGAUGCCCACACAGCAUUCAGGCUCGCUCUGGCUUCGAGACCAGCUCCCCCAACUAUAAAAAUGGGAAUGUUGGCCCACUGGACUCCAAAGGCACAAAACGCUAUGGGGAAGGGAGAGGACAUUGGCCUCUGACUGAGGAAGGGCAAGCCUCUGGUCCUUCCAGUCUCCGACAGGAAGAUGGCAGGACAGCCUCUGGCUGAAAACCCCUGCCAGGAUCCAGCAGAUGUCUGGUUGGGAGAAAGGAGCUGAGCCUGCAGUAGAACGCGGUGUCGGAACGCUCUGGCUGCGCUCACUCCAGCCCUGAGCGUGGCGCUCACGGCUCCCCGUUCUGGCGGCGGGGCCUCUGCUGCACCCUGGCGGCCGGAGCGCGCGGCGCCCACCUAGCGCUGGCACGGCCGCCCAGGAGCAAAACCCGCCUGGGACGCGAAGGGGUUUACGCUGGGCCAGUUCGCAGAGCUGGUGAGAAGGUGCGCAGAGCCCGGACGCGGUGCCUGGCACCAGGCAAGCACAUGCCAUCACGCUGCCCAGUGUCGUUAUUCUCUGGGAAAUUGCGUCCCAAAGAAAGUGAGUGUGGGCGCGUGUGAGAGCUGCGGUGGCAGAGGAGGCAGGGGGGUUCCUUGCCCCAGGUCAGAGGCACAGCCGGGACUGCGUCCCCGACGCCCUUGCGGCCGCCGAGCCCCGCGUAGCGGAGAAGCGCAGGGUCCGCGCGCCCGUAGCCGCAGGCAGACCCUGGACCGUUUCCUUCCUGAGCCCCGCGGGCGGGAACGGGCGGCGGCCCGCGGAGGUGGAGGGAGGGCGCGGCGGGGCCCGCGGGCGUGCGCACCGUGACGCGCAGAGGCUGGGCGGGCGCGGGGCGGGGCGGCCACGCGGGCUGCAUAUAAGGGCAGUCGCUGGGCGCUGAGAGGCAGAGGUUUCGUCCGGGAGCUAGAGCCCAGGCGCAGCCCCAGCCCGAGCCCGAGCCGCGCCGCCCGGCCGCUCUGCCGGCCCCGCCGCUCUGCCCCGUUCCCCCAGCCACAGUCGGCUCGUCUCGCGGCCCCGCGCCCGCCUCCGCGGUCCCUCUGCUCAAUGAAAUUGGCCGCGAUGAUCAAGAAGAUGUGCCAGAGCGACUCGGAGCUGAGUAUCCCGGCCAAGAACUGCUACCGCAUGGUGGUCCUCGGCUCGUCCAAUGUGGGCAAGACGGCCAUCGUGUCGCGCUUCCUCACGGGCCGCUUCGAGGACGCCUACACGCCCACCAUCGAGGACUUCCACCGCAAGUUCUACUGCAUCCGCGGCGAGAUCUACCAGCUCGACAUCCUCGACACGUCCGGCAACCACCCCUUCCCCGCCAUGCGGCGCCUCUCCAUCCUCACUGGAGACGUGUUCAUCCUGGUGUUCAGCCUGGACAACCGCGACUCCUUCGAGGAGGUGCAGAGGCUCAAGCGGCAGAUCCUCGACACCAAGUCUUGCCUCAAGAACAAAACCAAGGAGAACGUGGACGUGCCCCUGAUCAUCUGUGGCAACAAAGGGGACCGGGACUUCUACCGCGAGGUGGAGCAGCGCGAGAUCGAGCAGCUGGUGGGCGCCGAACCCCAGCGCUGCGCCUACUUCGAGAUCUCGGCCAAGAGGAACAGCCGCCUGGACCAGAUGUUCCACGCUCUCUUCGCCAUGGCCAACCUGCCAUGCGAGAUGAGCCCGGACCUGCACCGCCGGGUAUCGGCGCAGCACUGCGAGGCGCUGCACAAGAAGGCGCUGCGGGGCAAGAGGCUGCGGCGAGCGGGCGGCGACCAGGACGACGCCUUCGGCAUCUUGGCGCCCUGGGCGCGCAGGCCGAGCGUGCACAGCGAUCUCAUGUACAUCCGCGAGAAGGCCAGCGGCGGCGGCCAGACCAAGGACAAGGAACGCUGCGUUAUCAGCUAGGAACUGCCACCCCGCGCGGACGCAGAACCUCAGGAGGCCCUCUCGUCCAAGAGCCAAGCGUCCGGGCUGUGCGUCCCGAGCCGCGCG